Pecten maximus is the source of this 521-nucleotide messenger RNA. RefSeq lists its product as uncharacterized. The record is from RefSeq and is a predicted model, not a curated record. The transcript is spliced from 3 exons. Lineage: Eukaryota; Metazoa; Mollusca; Bivalvia; Pectinida; Pectinidae. The coding region runs from base 126 to 521 and encodes 131 amino acids.
CACGGUUGGAGAGCCCUGGGUUCAUUCAUACAUAAUACAACGCACUGUAGUUUGUGGCAUUCAAUGACAGGUAUUCGUGUAGUCAGCAUUAGUGUAAAAGCAGAAGACACCAAGGAACGAACGGGAUGACGACAGCAAAAAUGAUAUGUAUGGGGAUGACAAGCAUAGUUAUAUACCGAAACAUACAACGAGUUUGUGUUGGCGAUUUCAUUUGUCUGAGCAGAACUGUGAUUCCGGAGGAUAGUGGUGGCGACUCAAUUCGUCUGAGCAGAACUGUGGUUCCAGACAAUGGUGGUGGCGACUCAAUUCGUCUGAGCAGAACUGUGAUUCCGGAGGAUAGUGGUGGCGACUCAAUCCGUCUGAGCAGAACUGUGGUUCCAGACAAUGGUGGUGGCGACUCAAUUCGUCUGAGCAGAACUGUGGUUCUGGAGUGUGGUGAUGAUGGAGGCAGCAGCAGUUGUGGCGACGACGGCUUUGGCGACGGUGAUGGGAACGGCGAUGGGGACGGCAGUGUUGUUUAA